Messenger RNA from Desarmillaria tabescens, 1956 nucleotides. Its product is annotated as P-loop containing nucleoside triphosphate hydrolase protein. The record is from RefSeq and is a predicted model, not a curated record. Gene Ontology annotation, biological process: retrograde protein transport, ER to cytosol; autophagosome maturation; mitotic spindle disassembly. Gene Ontology annotation, molecular function: ATP binding; ATP hydrolysis activity; polyubiquitin modification-dependent protein binding. Bases 211 to 1758 code for a protein of 515 amino acids. NCBI's taxonomy places the organism in Eukaryota, Fungi, Basidiomycota, Agaricomycetes, Agaricales, Physalacriaceae. Gene Ontology annotation, cellular component: VCP-NPL4-UFD1 AAA ATPase complex; nucleus; cytosol. The transcript is spliced from 9 exons.
GUGCUUUCAGCGGCUGAAGAUAGCCGUUGCUUGCUUCUUGAUAAUAAUCACCACGUCCCCAGUCUCAACAGCAGACAAGGCCAUGACCUCUCAGGAAAUGGGGGAAUUCGACGACGCAUUCGUACAAAUAUGGAAGGAUGAAGGUAACACUAACACUGCUUCUGCUGAGAAGGUGAAGGGAAAUGCAUUUUAUGGAAUGUGGACAGAGCAAUGUGUGUAUUCGGCCUUUACAGGCCUUUCUUUCUGCGACUCAAUAACGUGUACUCAGCUUCAGCAAAGCAUUCUACACCAAUGCAUACUGCUAUAGACGCUCUACGCAAGCUGUACCCAAAGCAUUCGGUGGUUACAACCUCGGACAACCGUCUCAAUCUUCUGAGCUUUCCAGGAGCAUACAAAGUUCCGAUGGAGUCUGCACCUAUGGUCACGGAACUGGUUUUCCGUCCGUUAGCGAAGAACAUCAGUCCGAUGCCUGGUGUCAUCGCAGAAUUUGUUGAAUCUGGUGUCUUUCGACUAGCUUGGCAAAAAUAUGACUUUAUCUUGUACAUUGUCCGGUGUCCGAUAGGUUCCUUGGGCAGUUAUACCACUCAAAAUUUUCUCGUACACGAAGGUUCCGAGGAUCCUGCACGCUCUCUUCUUCUUGCUGCAGGACUCUGGAGUGACCAACUUCACAGUGAAGUAUGGGUCUUCAAUCAGGGCUUCUGGCAAAAGGAUCCUACAUUAUGGACCGAGGUGCAGAAGGCAGACUGGAAAGACGUCAUUCUGAAGGAAGAAUUCAAGGAAGCAUUCAAGAAAGACGUGUACGGGUUCUUCACCUCUGAAGCUAUCUAUAAAGAUUUGGCUAUCCCCUGGAAGCGUGGAAUCAUCAUGCACGGGCCUCCCGGUAACGGCAAGACCAUCAGUAUCAAAGCCAUCAUAAAGACAUGCGAUGCAAAGGGUUUCACACCUCUUUAUGUCAAGUCCUUCAAGAGUUACAUGGGCGAGGAAGGUUCCAUGGCUGCCGUGUUCAAUAAAGCAAGACAACUCGCCCCUUGUGUCCUUAUCUUAGAAGAUCUUGACAGUCUCAUUAACGACGCUAACCGAUCUUUCUUCCUCAAUCAAAUUGAUGGUCUUGAAGGCAACGAUGGGUUGUUGGUCAUUGGAACCACAAAUCACUUUGACCGCUUGGAUCCUGGACUUAACAGCCGUCCUAGUCGCUUCGACAGGAAAUUCCUUUUCGAUGAUCCAGAUCAGGAUGAGCGUACCCUGUACGCAAGAUAUUGGCAGAAGAAAUUACAGACGAACAAGGAGAUAUCUUUUCCAGACUCUCUUGUCGACGAAGUAGCCAUCGCAACUGACCGGUUCAGUUUCGCGUACCUCAAGGAAGCUUUUGUUUCCUCGCUGGUUACGCUGGCAGGAUACGAAGGCGAAAAACCUUCCUUUGCUUCAGUAUUGAAAGGGCAGAUUGAAACGCUCCGCAAGCAGCUGGAUAAAUCGAUGAGGAGCAGUAGGGCUACGCCUGAGGGUCUACAAACUCCUUCACAGGAUAGAGACGUUCGCGCACUCCUAGAUAAUCUAUGCGAGGCCAUCGCCACCAACCCAUUUUCCUCACGAACCUUUGACCGCAAUGUCUUUGAAAGGGCAGACUCGGGUGUUCUUGGCGGAGACAUCCGUCAUCUCCUCGACGCUUUAUCGGAGUUCAGCAUUCGCCAGCAUCGAGGUUCUGACCAACAAGAAGGUACGGAUUAUCGAGCCAUCCUUGAUCGAGUUUACUUGGGCUGAGACCCAGGAGAAAUAUUUAUGUAGGAUGUAACAUGUAUACGUUGUGACUAGUAACUAGUAACUAGUAAGUAGUAGCGAAGAGACUCAGCUUUGAAACAUUGAACUGACGGGCAUAACGAUACUCAAUUAGACGGAACGCGACGGCCCGCGGGAUAAGUAAUGCAACGGUUCCAAGUCUUGGAGUGCUGCAGCGAGCGC